Messenger RNA from Nylanderia fulva, 2299 nucleotides. NCBI's taxonomy places the organism in Eukaryota, Metazoa, Arthropoda, Insecta, Hymenoptera, Formicidae. The record is from RefSeq and is a predicted model, not a curated record.
CUGUGUGCCGGUUUUGUAUGCAGGUUAUAUAGCCUUGAAUUGCGCGGUACUAAUAUUAGUUUUGAUGAAAAUAUUUCAUUAUUUUUGGUAUUUUUAGCUUUUUACUUUAGCCAAACUAUGUUUUCUUUACUCAAAUUGAAACAUACUAAAACAUUAAUAGUUGUGAAAUCUACUAGUCUAAUUAAAAAGAAAAAAGAUUAUUUGAUAAAAUUAGACAAUGGAAACGAUGGGUUGGAAUAUUUCUUUGUAAAUCGGAUGAAAGACACACUCUUAUAGAAAUAAAAAGAACAUAGAUACCAACUCACCAAAAAUUCUAAUAAAGGAUGUUAACAAAGGGUCAAGUGACCAAUGUGAAAAUAAUGAAACUACUGGUAAUGAGCCAAUUAAUAUAACAAAUAAUGACAAAUGUGCUUCCAAUGCAGACACAAUAAAUCAAUUUCAUAUUCAACAUGAGGAAUCAAAUACUAUAGUAAACUCAUAUUUAGAUUUGGAUGUGAAGUCCGAUUUUCACAAUGAUAAAUUACAGAGCAAUGUUAUAACUAAUGAAAAUUUACAAAGUCAUACAUUAGAUAAAACUAAAUCUUCUAAAACCUAUCCUCGAAUUAUAGAAGACAAGAAAUGCAAAAUAAAUAUGACUAUUUUAUCAAAAAGUAGUGACACAACAGCAAAUAGUUCAUGUAAUACAUCUAUUCUGGGGAAUUUGGAACUUUCUGAUGUAAAUCUUUCUGAUGUAAAUGUUUCUGAUAUGAAUGGAAUAGACAUAAAUAAUUUUGAAAAUUGUGGUACAAAUUUAAAUAAUAAUAAUGGAGAAGAAAUGAUUCACGAAGUACUAGCUGAAAAUAAAUCCACGUUUACAUCUAUCACUGAAAAUACUGAACUGGACAGCACUAUAGUACCAUUUUGUGAUUUAAACGGAGUUAAGAAUUCUUCUAUAAACAACGAUAUAAAUAACAAUGACAAUAAAUUAUAUUGCAGUAACUCACAAAUUGAAAAUGUCUCGCAAAAUACAGAUUUUGAGAAAAAUAAAAUUUCUAAUGUAAGCGAUAAAGAUUCAGAUUAUGAACCAUCUAUUCAGAGUUCAAAUGAUACUGAUAUUGAACAUACUGAUAUUGAAAUAAAUGAUGAUUUAGAAAUUGCAAAUAAUGAAUCUAGCAUAUUAGCAAAUUCUUCAGAAAAUGCAAACGAAAAAAAUAUGUUAGAAAAAGAAAUAGAAACAUGCAAAGAUGAUGAAUUAUUUGUAGAAUUGUCUCAAGGGCCCAAAGGAGAUAAAAAAUAUAAUUUUUGCUUUUACUGCAAUACUAUGCAAAGUAAAAUUGCUCGGCACCUAGAAUUAAAACAUAAAAAUGAAGAAGAAGUAAAAAUGUUUUUAUUACUUCCAAAAAAAUCUAGAGAGCGAAGAGAUGCAAUUAGUCAAAUAAGAAAAAGAGGCAAUUUUAAAUAUAAUACACAGGCAGAUUUAAAUAACGGUUCCAUGAUUGUUGUAAGAAGACCUACUAAAGAAGAGAAGCAAUGUGGUUCUUAUUUUUUACCAUGUUCUAAGUGUAGAGGACAUUAUGCAAUACAUAAUCUCAGGCAUCAUUAUCGCAUUUGUGCUAAGAAGAAAGAUACAACUCGAAAUGUAUUAAAAUUAGCACGAAGCGCUGCACAAUCUGUUCAUAAUCGUGCAAGCCAUAAAUUAAGAAAGGACAUUCUUCCUGUCAUGCGAAAUGACAAUAUUUAUAAAUUAAUAAAGUACGAUUUAUUAAUUAUACUAUACGGAAAUUACCUCUGUCAAAUUCAUAGAUUGCAGCAUUUAGGAGACCACAUACGACAACAAUUACGACUUCUUGGACGAUAUUUAGAAGUAUUAAAAUCAAUAGAACCGGCAAUACAAGAAUUACAAAUGCUAUUUGACCCGAAAUAUUAUGAUAUUGCUAUAAAAGCAGUAAAUAUAAUUGCUAAAUAUAAUGAAGACACAGAAUCAUAUGAUAUACCAUAUAAUGCUACAGCUAUGGGCACAUGUUUAAAAAAAUUAUGUAAGAUCUUAAUCAACGAAUUUAUUAAACAACAUGAAUACGAAAAACAAAAAUCAGCAAAAAAUUUUCUAAAGAUUUUAGAAGUCGAAUAUGGUAGUACCGUUAAUAAAACAGUUACAGAAAUACAGACUAGAAACAGUCGAAAGAAAAAAGUUAAUCUUCCGAAAACAUCAGAUAUCAAAAAGUUAACCAAUUAUUUAGAAGAAAUAAGAGUAUCUAGCAUGCGAGAAAUAAAAAUAAAUUCACGUUUUGUGCUUGGAAAUCACUUGCUGAAGCAAUAUUAA